CCGGAAGUGACUUAGGGCCCUUGGCAGAUCCCGCAGUCCGAGGCUGCAGGAAGAGCUCGGGCACCGUGUGCACGCAGUGCUCGGGCUCGAUCCUGCCUCCCCGGAUCCCGGAGGACUUUGGCUGCAGCCUCUGGUCUACUCCCUAAGCACAGUCAUGUCUGGUAACGACAACGUGGCCCCAACGGCGCAGGAAGAAAACAGCCCAAACAUGAGAGUGAUUCGCGUGGGUACCCGCAAAAGCCAGCUGGCUCACAUACAGACGGACAGUGUGGUGGCAACCCUGAAAGCCUUAUACCCAGGCCUGCAGUUUGAAAUCAUUGCUAUGUCCACCACAGGAGACAAGAUUCUCGAUACUGCGCUCUCUAAGAUCGGAGAGAAGAGCCUGUUUACCAAGGAGCUGGAACAUGCUCUGGAAAAGAAUGAAGUGGACCUGGUCGUUCACUCCCUGAAGGACCUGCCCACAGUGCUUCCCCCGGGCUUCACCAUUGGAGCCGUCUGCAAGCGGGAGAAUCCCUACGAUGCUGUUGUCUUUCACCCCAAAUUUGUGGGGAAGACCCUAGAAACUUUGCCAGAGAAGAGUGUGGUGGGAACCAGCUCCCUGCGGAGAGCAGCCCAGCUGCAGAGAAAGUUCCCACAUCUGAAGUUCAAGAGUAUUCGAGGAAAUCUCAACACGCGGCUUCGGAAGCUGGAUGAGCUGCAGGAGUUCAGUGCCAUCAUCCUGGCCGCAGCUGGCCUGCAGCGCAUGGGCUGGCAUAACCGGGUGGGGCAGAUCCUGCGCCCAGAGGAAUGCAUGUAUGCUGUGGGUCAGGGGGCCCUGGGUGUGGAAGUCCGAGCCAAGGACCAAGACAUCUUGAAUCUGGUGGGUGUGUUGCAUGAUCCUGAGACUCUGCUUUGCUGCAUUGCUGAACGGGCCUUCCUAAGGCACCUGGAAGGAGGCUGCAGUGUCCCAGUGGCAGUGCACACAACUCUGAAGGAGGGGCAGCUGUACCUGACUGGAGGAGUGUGGAGUCUCGAUGGCUCAGAUAGCAUGCAGGAGACCAUGCAGACCACCAUCCAGGUCCCUGCCCAGCAUGAAGAUGGCCCUGAGGAUAACCCACAGCUGGUGGGCAUCACUGCCCGAAAAAUUCCACGAGAAGCCCAGUUGGCUGCUGAGAACCUGGGCAUCAGCUUGGCCAAUUUGUUGCUGAACAAAGGAGCCAAGAACAUCCUAGAUGUUGCACGGCAACUUAAUGAUGCCCACUAACUGGUGUGUGGGGCACAGGUGCCGGGGUUACCAUUGUCCCAGGCCUGCGUCCCAGCCCCCAGGGCCCCGUUCUCACUGCUAACUCAGAGGUGGUUGCUCCAGGGGACUGAACUGCAGGGCCAGACUUCCAGGACUUGCCUGGCCUUUGGGGCCUUGGUGACUGCCUUGCUUCCGCAGUAGGUGGGGCAAGGGGGUGUCAUCUCUUUAGAGAAAAAGCCCAAGCCACAGCUGUUUGAAUGUAACCAAUUCUACCAAUAAACCAGCUUUUAAGUAGA
Manis pentadactyla (Chinese pangolin) is the source of this 1518-nucleotide messenger RNA. RefSeq names its product hydroxymethylbilane synthase (gene HMBS). Lineage: Eukaryota; Metazoa; Chordata; Mammalia; Pholidota; Manidae. The record is from RefSeq and is a predicted model, not a curated record. Gene Ontology annotation, biological process: heme biosynthetic process. Bases 155 to 1243 code for a protein of 362 amino acids. Gene Ontology annotation, molecular function: hydroxymethylbilane synthase activity. Gene Ontology annotation, cellular component: cytoplasm. The transcript has 14 exons.